AUGCCAGACAUAGAACGACAACGCCGAAAAGAUUGUUUUACUGAUGAUUUUGCUAUUAGUGCAUGGUCUCCGCCUGUUCAUCCUUUUCCUCGCACCGCUGCGGCAACUGUCGGUCAGCGACCUUGUUCACCUUCCUCUGACCCUCCUAAACGACAAGAACCUGAAUUUAUGUACGCUCAGAUAUUGCGAGAUAUCUUAGUUGACAUUGGCUCAACAAAAGAAGAAAUGAUUGAAUUUUGCCGUGAAAAAUGUGCUGGUAAUAAAGUAGACUUGAACUACAUUGAUGAGUUUGAAGAGUAUUAUACACCUCGUAACGCCAUCUUCUGGUACACACGUGAUAGUUUUCUUUAUCGGGUUCUAAACAAGGCUCUGAGAGAACAGGACAUCGAUAUACUCUACAGUCUACGGUACUUUAUUAAAGAUUUCCAUCUCCAACUGGAAGAACUCUCACGCCGAGAAGAGCCGAUACCUCCAGAACCUACCAUUCCUGAUACAAGCAAUUCAAUGAUUGUAACCGUUUAUCGAGGACAGUUGAUGAACAAUGAAGAAUUUGAUAGAAAAAUCCGUUUUAAUGCUGAAGGUUUCUUCUCUGUCAGCCCUUUCUUAUCAACGACAUUUCAUCGACAUCUGGCUGCUGUCUAUGCUGGUGAUCGCAGGAGUGGUGAAGAAUCAUCACACCAAAAUAUCCUGUUUCAAAUUGAUAUUAAUAGUCAGGUGAACAAAUUUCCCUAUGCAGACAUUUCUGAGUACAGUGCAUUUGAAAAGGUUGAAGCUGAAGUUUUAUUCACAAUGGGAGCUGUGUUUCGAAUACACUCGGUUGUAAAAAGUGAUGAGCGCUGGAUUGUAAAAUUGAAACUCACCAACGAAGAAGAUGAAGACCUGGCUAGCCUCACCAAAUAUAUGAGAGAAGAGAUUACACACUUAAUGCUAUUUCCACUUAGCAAAUUAGCAAAUUUGAUGUUAGCGAUGAGAAAGUAUGAGCAAGCCGAGCGAUUCUAUCUGGGAUUACUUCGUGAUCCCAAAAUGACCAAAGACUUCGGGGUACUUUCAGCUUUUCAUAACAAUCUUGGCAAGGCAUAUAGUGAAUUGAAUAAGCCGAUAAAAGCAAUUGAACAGUAUCAACAAUCCUGUGAAAUCAAAAUUAAACACUUCGGAGAAACUAGUCCCGCCCUAGCCCCCACAUUCAAUAAUUUAGGACAACUUUAUUACGAGCAAAAAGAUUAUGACAAAGCUUUGGAAUAUUACAAUAAGGCAUUACACGUUCACCCAUCGGUUGACAAAGAAAUUGCAGUUAUUUAG
This is a messenger RNA of Didymodactylos carnosus, 1299 nucleotides long. NCBI's taxonomy places the organism in Eukaryota, Metazoa, Rotifera, Eurotatoria, Philodinida, Philodinidae. The record is from the annotation of a GenBank genome assembly.